AUGAGUAACCAAAGUUAUCUCGAGUUUCGCGAGCAAAGAAGAGAUCUUCAUCAUCAUUAUGAGAAAAAUCAACAACGUGUGCGAGGACAGGCAUUCGAUUAUGCUGACAGGAAUAAUGAAGGAUCUUUAACAAAACAUCAAUAUAAAAUAGCAAUGACGGCAUUGUUUGGUUACUGCCCUAAUAAAUUGGAGAUAAAUUAUGUUUUUCGCUCUUCUUCACACGAAAAGAUCUCAUUCAAAGAAUUUGAAAAUUGGGUAUUUAAAAAAUAUCCAAUAAAUCAAUUGACGAUUAGUUUAGAAACUAUAUUUGGCUUAAUAGAUAGUGAUAAUAAAGGAUAUUUAACGAUGAUAGAUUUAUGGAAAACCAGUGAAAAUAUUGAUAUGAGAAUAUCACCAUUAGUAUGGUAUAAGACAUUUAAGGAAUUAGAUCAGUUCCAAAAGGGAUAUAUUGAUUUGGCUGAUUUCACAUUCAAUUUUACUAAUAUCAAAAAUAAUAUCAAAUAGUAACAA
Polistes canadensis is the source of this 510-nucleotide messenger RNA. Its product is annotated as EF-hand calcium-binding domain-containing protein 11-like. Bases 1 to 504 code for a protein of 167 amino acids. The transcript has 5 exons. The record is from RefSeq and is a predicted model, not a curated record. Lineage: Eukaryota; Metazoa; Arthropoda; Insecta; Hymenoptera; Vespidae.